GCGGGGAGGCGCAGGUGGCGACUGGCGAUAGCUGACACUAUAUUUGGUGCGUGUAUGAUAUUGCAACUGCUGCUGGCAUGUUCAAAUCAAGCUCAAGGCCAGACAAGUUCAUCAUGUGACUCGGAAUGUCCACCGCUCAGGGUGCCUGCCAAUGCUGUUUUGCAUCAAAACGGUACCAAUGUUGGCAAUACCACCGUCAUCAAGUGUGUGUCCAAUAGUCGUCAAGUCGGUGGUGACACUUCACGUACAUGCCUACCCAACGGUCGCUGGACAGGCUAUGACAUCACUUGCUACACUUAUGCGUCUCUUCUGAGCUGCUCAUUCGCAUACAGCUCUGAGUAUUGUGGAUUGAACCUGCCACGCAAUGCAUCGAUAACACGAGUGAACGGCCAUCGUGUUCUCAGGCUGGAUGGAACCGAUGGCCUCAACAGUACGCUCAGCACAUUCAAUUCACUGCUGGCCAAAAAUAACUGCACACUCACAGUCAUCACAAGAAGCAGCACAUCAGCCCGCAGUGCGGCUCAAAUUAAAAUGAAAGUCCUGGUUGGCACAACAUCGCUUCCGGAUCCCAAAAUUGAACUAACUCAGCUCAACAGGCACUAUAUGUUCACCUACCCUCUGUCGUCCUACGCAGGAUCUGUUUCCAUCAGGCCCGUAUCAAAUUGUUUACAUUUUUCCGAAGUACGCUUCACAGGCGAAUGCCUUGUACAGAUCACGAAUGAUUCAGCAUGCAAAAAUGAGUCAACAAACAUCGCUUCACCCCAGCAUCCACCGGCUCGAUGCAUAUGCCCUGCUCAUGGAUGUUCAACAGAUCUUGUUCAUUGCAAUAUUUCAGUCAGGCCAUGCAGGGGCUGGACUAACUUGCCAACCACAGCUGCUACCUUCCAUUAUCUUGGACCAAUAAUAAAGCCGCUGAUCAAUCAGGUGCAAGGUGGCAUUGAACCAGUAAUUGUCUUCAGAACUACAGGGACACCUGGCAGCAAUAUAACUGUGGAAGUUAGAUCGGCGUUGACCAGACAACCACUUAGGAUGAAAACACUAACUGCAGAUUCAACUGGUGUCUACACUGUGUCCUCUCUGGUGUCGCUUAACGACACUACACUCCAGACAUCUGCAUCCUAUCUAAGCAUCCAAGGUUCGGGUAAUCUAACAUACUUGACCACUCGCCUGCCACAUCUCUAUGCUCGAGGAAUUUGCAAAUUCAACGUGGGCAAAUUCUGUAACUUGCUUAGCCCACGGUCUCUUCAAACAUUUAGCUACGUCAGCUCAGCACUGUCUCGUGUUACAGUGUCUCCCGCUGUACCCAAUAUUGGCGGGUAUCUGAGGGUACCGGCUUCUACUCAAAUUAUCCGAUACUUCUACGAUACCUUGCCAGCGGAGUGCGCCAUAACAUUAAGAGUUAUUCCAAUACUGUCCUGGGACAACUCAACACUGCAGUUCCUAUCCAGAGGCUCCUCUGCUACUAUCACAAUUGACGUUGAUUUUGAGAAGAAGGCUGAUGCAUCCAACGCCACCGCCACAGUGGAUUGUUGGAUGACCGACGGAUUUGACGAAAGGUCCACCAGAACCGAGCGCGUGGCUUCAUCCUGGACUACCAUGACAGUUGGUCUCCAUCGCCCGGUCAAGCCACGGAAGCCCAGCCAAAGAAUCAAACUGGCCUUGUCAUUUGCCGAAGACUCGUUUGUGGAUGAUAUCGAGAUGGCGGGUUGUGGCACACAGAGGUAUUGUGAGUUUGACAAUCCAUGUCAGGCAGGCGGCGUGUGCGUGGAAGCGUACAAUCCAAGUGGCUAUGAGUGCUUGUGCCCGGAGAACCGAAGCGGCGUUCACUGCGAGAAAGUUUGUGGAAAUCCAACAACUACACCAACAACCACUCCGACAGCCAUGCCAACAACAGUCGCUAUAAGCAGGAAUCCGUGCGCCUGCAAGAAUGCUGGUGUUUGCAACACUUUGAACGGAUAUUGCAAGUGCUCACCAAACUUUGCUGGAGCCAAGUGUCAAGUGUGUGCGUUUGCCUACUCUGGAGUGAACUGUUCCAUUCGCUGCUCGUGCUUGAACGGCGGAGAGUGCGACGUCGGGUCUUCCGUUUGCAGAUGUCGGCCGGGUUUUCAUGGAGUGAUGUGCGAGAACAAAUGUUCUCCAGGUACUUGGGGAGCAGGCUGUACAAAUAUAUGCCAAUGUCAGAAUGGUGCACGGUGCGACGGGGGAACUGGCUGCCAAUGUGUACUGGGUUACACUGGAAGAUACUGUUCUACGCGUAUCUCCUGUCCAAAGUUGACUCUAUCUGCCAACGUCUUACUACACCAACCUGGUGGCAGUGGCUUUUUGAAUGUGACCACGACCCGUUGCCCUGACAACUGGUUGUGGGUGAACGGCAGUCAUCAACGAGUAUGCCAGGCUGAUGGUACAUGGUCAGGUCCUGCUGCAUCCUGUCAGCCUCCCUCUACUAACAGUCCUGGCACAACUGCCGCUCCUCAAGUUCAGAUGUGUUCUGAAGGAACCAUUGAUGGUCUUCAAGGAAAGUUUGUGUGGCCUGUGACAGUGGCUGGUGUCAAAAGAACUGUUGUAUGUCCAGUGCUGGUGGCUGAUGAACCUGUUGUCCUUGCUGAGCGGAAAUGUGCCAUGAAAGGCAACAGAGCACGAUGGGAGAAUCCGGAGAUCGAAGGCUGUCCGUAUGCAAAAGCCAGGACACGCAAGCUACGACGGUUAGUCUCUGGCGAGCUCAAAGAGAAUCGCACGCUAGUCGGAGUGUGUGCUGCUGCCAAUGAUCUCACUGCAUUGCUGGAGGAGGACAGUGAAGUCACUUCAGCGGAUGCUGGCCUGUCAGGAGAGUUGCUGGGGCAUCUCGUCGCCUCGAUGGUGAGUUUGCUGACGACGACUUCAUCUGAUGAAACGAUUGUAAAAGGCACCAUACCAACAUUCCUCGCUGUAUUUGAUACCGUUGAAGCCUCUGCCAGUAAACCCUCAUCUAUGGAUGCUGGUGCUAUGAAGCAGAAACAGAGUGACCAGCGUGAGUUGCGCAGCAUGCUGGAAGACCUCGCACUUGCAGUGCCGUUAGCAGAGGAGCAUAAGACAUUCUCCUUCCAGUCCAAGCGUGUUAUCAUGUCAGGUGUGUGUCCGAAACUUGGAAAUAGCUAUUUGUUCACAGUUGAGAAUGCACGCACUGGCAACACUUCUACUGGGGCUCGUUCAGCAAACAUCACAGCCUUGGGAUCAGCGAAUGCUACCGAUGUUGAUACUGCAGCCAUGAUGGAUACUGCAGCCAUGAUGGAUACUGCAGCAGCCAUGAUGGAUACGAAUUUGAAGUUUACAUUCCCAUCCGCAGCUGUGCAGAAGGCAAAGGAACGUCAUACUUCGCCACAGAUUACGUUUUCCUGUCAGGUUCCACAGAUCUCACUUGUCUCCUUUCCGCCUGAAGAUGACUUCAACAGUAGUGAUGCUGUUAGCGGUGAUCAAGUUGCAACGUCUGUUGUAGCAGCCAGUGUGGGUAGCAGGGAUGAUAGCUUGCAGCUGGGUUUGAGUCAAGUACAAAUGACUAUGCCUAUUCGUCUGGCAAGUGAUGAUCUGGAGGAAAGAAAUCUCACCUGUAGCUAUUGGAAUGAUACAACUUUUUCAUGGAGACAAGAUGGCUGUCGACUUGUGAAUGUGACGAGGAGCAAAGAUGGAGAGAUGUUAGCUCAUUGCGAGUGUAAUCACUUGACAAACUUUGCCGUACUUGUUACGCCUCCCAAUGCAGAAUCGAUUGGGGCGUCUGCUGCUGAUGAAAAGGCUUUGUUCUUCAUCUCCGUCAUCGGUUGUAGCCUUUCUGUCGUAUGUCUUAUACUGACUGUGUCUAUCAUCCAAUGCACAAGAAAUCAAAAGAGAACUCUCCAGCAUGAGUUGACGACGUGUCUCUCUGUGUCUCUCCUGUGCACUCUGUUGCUGUAUAUUGCUAAUGCACUUGGAUUGCAAGGACAACAUGCGUGGGUCUGCUUCACCGCAGCUAUUCUACUGCACUUCUGGCUGCUGGCGGCAUUCGGGUUUACGCUUGUGAUGGCCUACUAUCUGUACCGGCGUCUCGUAGCUGUUCUGGUGGAGGUUGGUGAGAGUUUCCUGAAGCGUUCCAUCACUGCUGUCGGCGUUGGCUGUGCUGCACUUGUGGGUGUGAACGUAGCUGCGUUCAAACCUGACGUGUAUGGAAGCAGCAGUGGCGGCCUAUGCUUCCUGUCAGUAAGACUGUCGUUCUACAUCACGUUCAUAGCACCUAUUGUCCUCACGCUGCUUACGAACGUGUGCGUGCUGGUUGCGUCGAUGAACAAAGUGCGCCAGCACUACAGGAACAGCGGUUCAGACAAACGCAGGAUCUGGAUCCUGACUAAGAUGGUCUUCUCCAUGACAUUUCUGCUUGGUCUCACCUGGUUGUUUGGUGCUGUGGUGACAAUCUGGCCGCACGUUGUUUUCCAGUACAUUUUCACCAUUCUCAACACACUGCAAGGAGUCGGAGUGUUUGUCUUCCACCUCAUGUCUAAUCCCGAUACCGUUUCUGGGCUCAAAUCUACCUACCGUACGAUUUACAGAGGCACCGGAUCUCUUCUUGGCCGAGUCACAAACUUCUCGUCGGCGCCGUCACCUAGCUUGUCGCAGACACCUCCGUCAGUUGCUGCUCCACUCUCCAUUGAGGUGGACCCGCUCCAGUUUGCAGAGGCGCAAUCCAUUGACCCGAUGGCAUCAUCAACAACAUCAGCACCAUCACCAUCUGCAGUGUGCGGCAAAUCACCGUCCCAGGGUUCACCCCUGCUGGCGACGCACACCAACACGAGAUGGGCAGAGCAGCAGAAGUUAAAUCUGCGUGUGUCUACCAUUAGCACGGUCACGACUGGCAGCGUAACUAGUAACGACGGUAUCAUGAUGCACGCAUACCUAGGCCACACAAUGUGCUUCAGAAUGCGGCCAGGCGUCAAAACGGUGUGUGUCGACCGCGAUAUUGCAGGUGUACCCCGGUCACCUGCCGUCAGUUAUCCAGAGCAGGAGGACCGCAGGCCGUCAACACUUACACCUCUCUCUCUCUCUCUCUCUCUCUCUCUCUCUCUCUCUCUCUCUCUCUCUCUCUCUCUCUCUCUCUCUCUCUCUCUCUCUCUCUCUCUCUCUCUCUCUCUCUCUCUCUCUCUCUCACACACACACACACACACACACAACAUACACACACACACACACACACACACACACACACACACACACACACACACACACACACACACACACACACACACACACACACAUACACACACACACACACACAGCAGUAGGGUGCAAUGUAUAAUUAUAUGCCGGGACUUCCACUCCCAGUACUCCAUUUUGAGGCUAGACACAGCUCUUCAACUUAUGAGCACCUGGCUAUUAUUAAACCCGUAGCAGCACAACGUCUCUCUAGGACCAUGUGCCCUGUUUUUCUGUACCUUGACGUCAUGUGUGUACAGUACACUAGGGUGCACCUAAUUCCGGCCUCUUUUCCGACACGUUUUUAUAGUAGUACUAAUUAUCUUUAUUAGGAUGACCAAGGGCUUGUCGCCUUUUUCUUUUUCUUUUCUUUUUUUACGUAUUUUUGACAAUUCCAUUUUGCUUCUUUUUAGAAUUUUUAACCACUGGCUUUUUUUUAAUUACAUUUUUUGAUAGGGCAAUCCCCACAGGCCUAAGGCCUGGCUUCAGAAACUUACUUCUGUAGUUGGUUUUUAUUUCCCUUUUGGAAUUUUAAGUUAUUUUUAACCUUGCUUCAGAAAGCCUGGGGGCCAUCAAAAAGCAGAAUUUGGCUGUGAAGUUCACAUGCUUAUUUUGCUUCAAUUUUAUCUUUUUAUUUUGACUGCAUGCGUCGGCCCUUGCUCCAUCCCCUCCAGUCUCUCAGUACCUUAACCUGAAAUGUAAUCAUACUGCAAUGUAACAAUUCUAACAAUGAGUUCCA
Molecule: messenger RNA, 5932 nt
Organism: Sycon ciliatum
Lineage: Eukaryota; Metazoa; Porifera; Calcarea; Leucosolenida; Sycettidae
Exons: 22
Coding region: 55-5388 (1777 amino acids)
Biological process (GO): cell surface receptor signaling pathway; adenylate cyclase-activating G protein-coupled receptor signaling pathway
Cellular component (GO): plasma membrane
Molecular function (GO): G protein-coupled receptor activity
Source: RefSeq, a predicted model, not a curated record